This is a messenger RNA of Saimiri boliviensis boliviensis (Bolivian squirrel monkey), 6190 nucleotides long. RefSeq names its product calcium voltage-gated channel subunit alpha1 S (gene CACNA1S). Gene Ontology annotation, biological process: calcium ion import across plasma membrane. NCBI's taxonomy places the organism in Eukaryota, Metazoa, Chordata, Mammalia, Primates, Cebidae. Gene Ontology annotation, cellular component: voltage-gated calcium channel complex; membrane. Gene Ontology annotation, molecular function: high voltage-gated calcium channel activity. The record is from RefSeq and is a predicted model, not a curated record.
UCAGGCCCGGCAGCAGGGAGCCGAGUGGAAGCUAAUUUUACUUGCUGGGAGCCAGGAGAGUAAUCCUCCUGCCCCCAUUCCUGCCCCCGCCCCCCUGGCUGGCUCAGCAGGGCAGGCUGAGCCGACAGCCUCAGCCAGCCCAGUCCCCAAGGCGGGGGCAUUGGGGACGCAGGGAAGAGAAGGCACUGGGGUGAGGGAGCAGGAGAAAGCCAGGUUACCAGGGGAGCCAUGGAGCCGUCCUCACCCCAGGAUGAAGGCCUGAGAAAGAAACAGCCCAAGAAGCCAGCUCCUGAGAUUCUGCCAAGGCCACCCCGGGCCUUGUUCUGCCUGACCCUGCAGAACCCCCUGAGGAAGGCCUGCAUCAGCAUCGUGGAAUGGAAGCCCUUCGAGACGAUCAUCUUGCUCACCAUCUUUGCCAACUGUGUGGCCCUGGCCGUAUACCUGCCCAUGCCCGAAGAUGAUAACAACUCUCUGAACCUCGGCCUGGAGAAGCUGGAGUAUUUCUUCCUCAUCGUCUUCUCAAUUGAAGCCGCCAUGAAGAUCAUCGCCUAUGGGUUCUUGUUCCACCAGGACGCUUACCUACGCAGUGGCUGGAAUGUGCUGGACUUCACCAUUGUCUUCCUGGGGGUCUUCACCGUGAUUCUGGAACAGGUUAACGUCAUCCAGAGCAACACGGCCCCAAUGAGCAGCAAAGGAGCCGGCUUGGAUGUCAAGGCUCUCAGAGCCUUCCGAGUGCUCAGACCUCUCCGACUGGUGUCGGGGGUGCCCAGCCUGCAGGUGGUCCUGAACUCCAUCUUCAAGGCCAUGCUCCCCCUGUUCCACAUUGCCCUGCUGGUCCUCUUUAUGGUCAUCAUCUAUGCCAUCAUCGGGCUGGAGCUCUUCAAAGGCAAGAUGCACAAAACCUGCUACUUCACUGGCACAGAUAUCAUGGCCACGGUGGAGAAUGAGGAGCCAUCACCCUGCGCCAGGACGGGCUCAGGGCGCCGGUGCACCAUCAACGGCAGUGAGUGCCGAGGCGGCUGGCCAGGGCCCAACCACGGCAUCACCCACUUCGACAACUUCGGCUUCUCCAUGCUCACCGUGUACCAGUGCAUCACCAUGGAGGGAUGGACUGACGUCCUUUACUGGGUCAAUGAUGCCAUCGGCAAUGAGUGGCCCUGGAUCUAUUUUGUCACCCUCAUUCUGCUGGGAUCCUUCUUCAUCCUCAACCUGGUGCUGGGCGUCCUGAGUGGGGAAUUCACCAAGGAGCGGGAGAAGGCCAAGUCCAGGGGAACCUUCCAGAAGCUCCGGGAGAAGCAGCAGCUGGAUGAGGACCUUCGGGGCUACAUGAGCUGGAUCACGCAGGGCGAGGUCAUGGACGUUGAGGACUUCAGAGAAGGAAAGCUGUCUUUGGAUGAAGGUGGCUCUGACACGGAGAGCCUAUAUGAAAUUGCGGGCUUGAACAAAGUCAUCCAGUUCAUCCGGCACUGGAGGCAGUGGAACCGCAUCUUUCGCUGGAAGUGCCACGACAUUGUGAAGUCCAAGAUCUUCUACUGGCUGGUGAUUCUUGUCGUUGCCCUCAACACCCUGUCUAUCGCCUCAGAGCACCACAACCAGCCUCUCUGGCUGACCCACUUGCAAGACAUCGCCAACCGGGUGCUGCUCUCCCUCUUCACCAUCGAGAUGCUGAUGAAGAUGUACGGGCUGGGCCUGCGCCAGUACUUCAUGUCCAUCUUCAACCGCUUCGACUGCUUCGUGGUGUGCAGCGGCAUCCUGGAGGUCCUGCUGGUGGAGGCGGGCGCCAUGACGCCCCUAGGCAUCUCCGUGCUUCGCUGCAUCCGCCUCCUGAGGAUCUUCAAGAUCACCAAGUACUGGACGUCGCUGAGCAACCUGGUGGCGUCCCUGCUGAACUCCAUCCGCUCCAUCGCCUCGCUGCUGCUGCUGCUCUUCCUCUUCAUCGUCAUCUUCGCCCUCCUGGGCAUGCAGCUCUUUGGGGGCAGGUAUGACUUUGAGGACACAGAAGUGCGGCGCAGCAACUUCGACAACUUUCCCCAGGCCCUCAUCAGCGUCUUCCAGGUCCUGACAGGUGAGGACUGGACCUCGAUGAUGUAUAACGGGAUCAUGGCCUACGGCGGGCCGGCCUACCCCGGCGUGCUUGUGUGCAUUUACUUUAUCAUCCUUUUCGUCUGUGGCAACUACAUCCUGCUCAAUGUCUUCCUGGCCAUUGCUGUGGACAACCUGGCCGAGGCGGAGAGCCUGACUUCCGCCCAGAAGGCCAAGGCUGAGGAGAGAAAACGCAGGAAGAUGUCCAAGGGUCUCCCAGACAAGUCAGAGGAGGAGAGGUCCACGAUGACCAAGAAGCUGGAGCAGAAACCCAAGGGUGAGGGCAUCCCCACCACUGCCAAGCUGAAAAUCGAUGAGUUUGAAUCUAACGUCAACGAGGUGAAGGAUCCCUACCCAUCAGCCGACUUCCCAGGGGACGACGAGGAAGAUGAGCCCGAGAUCCCGCUGAGCCCCCGACCACGCCCCCUGGCUGAGCUGCAGCUGAAAGAGAAGGCUGUGCCCAUUCCAGAAGCCAGCUCCUUCUUCAUCUUCAGCCCUACCAAUAAGAUCCGCAUCCUGUGCCACCGCAUCGUCAAUGCCACCUGGUUCACCAACUUCAUCCUGCUGUUCAUCAUGCUCAGCAGCGCUGCACUGGCUGCGGAAGACCCCAUCCGGGCCGAGUCCACGAGGAAUCAGAUCCUCAAGCACUUUGAUGUUGGGUUCACCUCUGUCUUCACCGUGGAGAUUGUCCUCAAGAUGACCACCUACGGGGCCUUCCUGCACAAGGGCUCCUUCUGCCGCAAUUACUUCAACAUCCUGGACCUGCUGGUGGUGGCGGUGUCCCUCAUCUCCAUGGGACUCGAGUCCAGCGCCAUCUCCGUGGUGAAGAUCCUCAGGGUGCUGAGGGUGCUCCGACCACUGAGAGCCAUCAACAGAGCCAAGGGGUUGAAGCACGUGGUGCAGUGCAUGUUCGUGGCCAUCAGCACCAUCGGGAACAUCGUGCUGGUCACCACCCUCCUGCAGUUCAUGUUUGCCUGCAUCGGCGUCCAGCUCUUCAAGGGGAAGUUCUUCAGGUGUACUGACUUGUCCAAGAUGACAGAGGAGGAGUGCAGGGGCUACUACUAUGUGUACAAGGACGGGGACCCCACGCAGAUAGAGCUGCGCCGUCGCGAGUGGGUACACAGCGACUUCCACUUCGACAAUGUCCUCUCAGCCAUGAUGUCCCUCUUCACGGUCUCCACCUUCGAGGGCUGGCCUCAGCUGCUGUACAAGGCCAUAGACUCCAAUGGGGAGGAUGUGGGUCCCAUCUACAACAACCGUGUGGAGAUGGCCGUCUUCUUCAUCAUCUACAUCAUCCUCAUUGCCUUCUUCAUGAUGAACAUCUUCGUGGGCUUUGUCAUUGUCACCUUCCAGGAGCAGGGGGAGACCGAGUACAAGAACUGUGAGCUGGACAAGAACCAGCGCCAAUGUGUACAGUAUGCCCUGAAGGCCCGCCCACUGAGGUGCUACAUUCCCAAAAACCCAUACCAGUACCAGGUGUGGUACAUUGUCACCUCCUCCUACUUUGAAUACCUAAUGUUUGCCCUCAUCAUGCUCAACACCAUCUGCCUGGGUAUGCAGCACUACAACCAGUCAGAGCAGAUGAACCAAAUCUCAGACAUUCUCAACGUGGCCUUCACCAUCAUCUUCACCCUGGAGAUGAUCCUCAAGCUCAUGGCCUUCAAGGCCAGGGGCUACUUUGGAGACCCCUGGAACGUGUUUGACUUCCUGAUUGUCAUUGGCAGCAUCAUCGAUGUCAUCCUCAGCGAGAUUGACACUUUCCUGGCCUCCAGCGGGGGACUGUAUUGCCUGGGUGGAGGCUGCGGGAACGUUGACCCAGACGAGAGUGCCCGCAUCUCCAGUGCCUUCUUCCGUCUGUUCCGAGUCAUGAGGCUGAUCAAGCUGCUGAGCCGGGCAGAGGGAGUGCGCACCCUCCUGUGGACGUUCAUCAAGUCCUUCCAGGCCCUGCCCUACGUGGCUCUGCUCAUCGUCAUGCUCUUCUUCAUCUACGCCGUCAUCGGCAUGCAGAUGUUUGGGAAGAUCGCCUUGGUGGAUGGGACCCAAAUAAACCGGAACAACAACUUCCAGACCUUCCCGCAAGCUGUGCUGCUGCUCUUCAGGUGUGCAACAGGGGAGGCCUGGCAGGAGAUCCUCCUGGCCUGCAGCUAUGGGAAGCUGUGUGAUCCGGAGUCCGAGUAUGCCCCCGGGGAGGAGUAUACCUGUGGCACCAACUUUGCGUAUUACUACUUCAUCAGCUUCUACAUGCUCUGCGCCUUCCUGGUCAUCAACCUCUUUGUGGCUGUCAUCAUGGACAAUUUUGACUAUCUCACCCGGGACUGGUCCAUCCUGGGCCCUCAUCACCUGGAUGAGUUCAAGGCCAUCUGGGCAGAGUAUGACCCGGAGGCUAAGGGGAGAAUCAAGCACCUGGACGUGGUGACCCUGCUGAGAAGGAUCCAGCCACCUCUGGGCUUUGGGAAGUUCUGCCCUCAUCGGGUAGCUUGUAAGCGGCUGGUGGGCAUGAACAUGCCCCUGAACAGCGACGGCACGGUCACCUUCAAUGCCACACUCUUCGCCCUGGUCCGCACGGCACUCAAGAUCAAGACGGAAGGGAACUUUGAGCAGGCUAAUGAGGAGCUGAGGGCCAUCAUCAAGAAGAUCUGGAAGAGAACCAGCAUGAAGCUCCUGGACCAGGUCAUCCCUCCGAUAGGAGAUGAUGAGGUGACAGUGGGGAAGUUCUAUGCCACGUUCCUCAUUCAGGAGCACUUCCGGAAGUUCAUGAAGCGCCAGGAGGAGUAUUAUGGCUAUCGGCCCAAGAAGGACAUUGUGCAGAUUCAGGCAGGGCUGCGGACCAUUGAGGAGGAGGCAGCCCCGGAGAUCCGUCGCACAGUCUCAGGAGACCUGGCCGCUGAGGAGGAGCUGGAGAGAGCCAUGGUGGAGGCUGCGAUGGAGGAGGGGAUAUUCCGGAGGACCGGAGGCCUGUUUGGACAGGUGGACAACUUCCUGGAAAGGACCAACUCCCUGCCCCCCGUUAUGGCCAAUCAGCGACCCCUCCAGUUUUCUGAGAUAGAGAUGGAAGAGCUGGAGUCACCCGUCUUCUUGGAGGACUUCCCUCACGAUCCACGCACCAAUCCCCUGGCUCGUGCCAAUACCAACAAUGCCAACGCCAAUGCUGCCUAUGGCAACAGCAGCCACAGCAACAGCCAUGUGCUUUCCAGUGUCCACUAUGAAAUGGAGUUCCCAGAAGAGACAGAGACACCUGCUGCCAGAGGAGGAGCCCCUGGCCAGCCCUGCAGGGUCCUGGGACCCCACGGCAAACCCUGUGUGGAGAAGCUUCAGGGACUGCUGACCCAGAGGGCAAUGCCCAGAGGCCAGGCACCUCCUAACCCCUGCCAGUGCCCCAGGGCGGAGUCCCCCAGGCCUGAGGACAGGAAGAGCUCCACAGCAGGGUCUCUGCAGGAGGAGACCCCCCACAGCAGGAGCGCCCCCCACAGCAGGAACAACACUUCGAGCUGUUCAGCGCCAGCUACAGCCCUGCUGAUCCAAGAGGCUCUGGUCCGAGGGGGCCUGGGCACCUUGGCGGCCGACGCGAACUUCAUCAUGACAACAGGCCAGGCCCUGGCAGAUGCCUGCCAGAUGGCACCGGAGAAAGUGGAGGUCCUGGCCACAGAGCUACUGAAAGGACGAGAGGCCCCAGAGGGCAUGGCCAGCUCCCUGGGAUCCCUGAACCUCGGGUCCUCCCUGGGCAGUCUCGACCAGCACCAGGGCUCCCAGGAGACCCUUAUUCCUCCCAGGCUGUGAGGUCCACACAGCAUCAGCAUGGGCUUGGAGCUGGCUUGACCAAUGGAGGUGGGGAGGUGGCUGGGGUGGAGACGGGCUGGCCCACCGCAGCCGCCUCCCUCCCUCUCAGCAGCUAGAUGCAUGGCCUGAGGCGGGGUGGUCAGGAACCACCUCAAAAAGUCGAGAGGAAGUAGCUGGACAGGUCCCGCCCCUCACCAGCAAUAGGCGUGGUUGGAUGGAGCGUUCUCAUGUCAUUCAAAAAGCCCUGGUCAGUGCCUGUGUGUGUCUGGCCCAUGGCCACUCCCACCAGCAGGACAUUAAAAUCUCCAGGCCUGUGACACUGGCAACAGGA